UAGUGGGGAGGGGCAGAGGGCGAGGGAAAGAGAGAGCCUCAAGCAUACUGAGUGCAGAGCCCGAUGUAGGGGUGGAUCUCAGGACCCUGAGAGAUAGGACCUAAGCCAAACCAAGAGUUGGGGCUUAACUGACUGCCCCACCCAGGUGCCCCUAUUCUUUCACUCCAUAAGUGUGUGUUGGGCCACUGUGCUGUGCGGGGCACGGUGCUAUCUCAGACACCAAGGAAGCACAGUCCCUGCCUUUGUGGGCUGUGACCUAGUCAAUGCACGAUCCUAAUCAAGUGAGCUCCCAGUAAAUGUGAAUGGCCACCUGUGUGAAGGGCUGUGGACCAAGGGCCUGCGAUCCCAUGGAGGGUGUGUGGCUGCAGCGUUGGCAGUGUGAAGGUCAGAAAAAGCUGCCCUCGAAGUCGGGGGAGUCCUGGAGGAUGAGCAAGGAGUUACACGGGAAGGAGGAGCAGCGGGGCGGGUUCCAGGCAGAGGUAAUUGCACGAACCCUAGCGGUUCCAGGUAUUAGCCCCGCCCCUGAGCACAGAGGAGGGGCGGGGAGUGGAGGAGGUCUGAGAGGAGAGCUAGGGAAGGGCUCCGAAGGAGCUCCGCGGAGUUUGAUGUUCCUUCUAGAAAGUGUGGACAGUGCGGGCGAGGGAGCCUGGCAAGGGAGCCUGAACUAAAGGCAGCAGAAGCAGAUGCAGCAGCGGGGAGCGCAGCGAGUGCUCUGGUGUGCCGAACGCGCACUCACUUCAGCCACCGCUCCGGACCUUUGAGCUUCACCCUCCCCCUCCAUCUCGGCACCUCCCCAAUCCCCGCCUUCCCGCAAACGAGGGUACAGGUGCAGCUAGCACACAAGCUAACCUACAGGUUUUGUCCUCACUCCUGUUUUAGAGGUGAGGAAAGUGGGUCCCGGAUAGGGUAGGUGGCUAACCUGCGGCCACGCAGUCAGGACAUGCCUGAGGCACGGGGCUCCAGAGCACCAGACCCCCUCAGUUCAGGACCGUCCUCUCGUGCCUCACUAAGAUCCUGGGCAACCAGCAGAUCUUUAAAUCUGGGGAAUAGUUUCUAGGAGAGGUGCCAGUGAGGGACCCUAUGGCAAUCUUGAUCCAUGAUUUGCGAAGAGAUCCACAAGUCUUGAACCUUUCCAAGAGCCGUAACUGUGGGAUUGGUGCGGAGAGGGGACAGCGUCUAGACUGUAGGUUGUGCUGACGGCGUGGAGCUAAAAACCAGCGCUUUGAGAGGCAGUGAGGGUAAUCCUCACAGCCAGAAUAUCAGCAGCAGGCUCACCCACGACACCGUGGAGCAUGUGCGCUACAGGAUUCUGGCGCACUUCCACACCUCCCCAGAGGACUACAGCGUCAUUUUCACAGCAGGGAGCACAGCUGCUCUUAAACUUGUGGCAGAGGCCUUCCCGUGGGUGUCCCCCGGCCCAGAGAGCAGCGGGAGCCGGUUCUGUUACCUCACGGACAGCCACACCUCCGUGGUGGGCAUGAGGAAGGUCACCAUGGCCAUGAACGUCACCUCUGUCCCCGUCAGGCCAGAGGACAUGUGGUCGGCAGAGACUCGGGGCAUGGAUGCCAGUGUCCCCGACAGCCAACUUCCACAUCUUUUUUGUUACCCCGCACAGAGUAAUUUUUCUGGAACCAGAUACCCCCUGUCCUGGAUAGGAGAGGUCAAGUCUGGGCGGAGGUGCCCGGUGACCGUGCCCGGGAAGUGGUUCGUGCUGCUCGAUGCGGCCUCCUACGUGAGCACCUCCCCUUUGGACCUGUCGGUUCACCAGGCCGACUUUGUCCCCCUGUCCUUCUAUAAGAUCUUUGGAUUCCCCACCGGCCUGGGUGCUCUGCUGGUGAAUAAUCGUGUGGCUCCUCUGCUGAGGAAAACCUACUUUGGAGGGGGCACAGCCGCUGCGUACCUCGCAGGGGAAGACUUCUACAUCCCACGGCGCUCGGUGGCUGAAAGGUUUGAAGAUGGCACCAUCUCGUUCCUUGACGUGAUAGCACUAAAACAUGGAUUUGAUGCCCUCGAGCGCCUCACAGGUGGGAUGGAGAAUAUAAAGCAGCACACCUUCACCCUGGCUCAGUACACUUACACGGCCCUGUCUGCUCUCCGGUACCCCAGUGGAGCCCCCGUGGUGCGGAUUUACAGUGACUCUGAAUUCAGCAGCCCGGAGGUGCAGGGUCCAGUCAUCAAUUUUAAUGUGCUCGACCCCAGUGGGAACAUCAUCGGUUAUUCCCAGGUGGAUAAAAUGGCCAGUCUUUACAACAUCCACCUGCGAACUGGCUGCUUCUGCAACACUGGGGCCUGCCAGAGGCACCUGGGGAUAAGCGACGAGAUGGUCAAGAAGCAUCUUCAGGCCGGUCAUGUCUGUGGAGACGAUGUAGACAUCAUAGACGGGCAGCCUACAGGGUCUGUGAGGAUUUCCUUUGGAUACAUGUCUACACUUGAGGAUGCCCAGGCCUUUCUCAGGUUCAUCAUAGCAAUGCAACUGCACCAGUCUGAUGGCCAGCCUCUCCCUCAGACCACCCCUAGGGAGGCUGGAGCUGUGUCAGAGAGCGAGGCUCUGGAUGCCAGGCUGAUCACUGUGGACACAUGUAGUCCCUCACCUCAGGAAGAUGUCCGCACAGCCUCCGGGGUUGGCGACGACUCGCCUAGCACUGUGGAUGCAGGGGGUUCGUACCCACAUCCGCCAACAACCACCGGAACCCAGGAGACCCCUCCAGAGAAAGCAGCAGGAGCCCUGCAUGGGGGCCUUGGGCCACAUGUCAUCACCAAUCUUUACCUCUACCCAAUCAAAUCCUGUGCUGCAUUUGAGGUGACCAAGUGGCCUCUAGGAAAUCAAGGGCUGCUGUAUGACCGGAGUUGGAUGGUUGUGAACCACAAUGGUGUGUGCCUGAGUCAGAAGCAGGAGCCCCGGCUCUGCCUGAUCCAGCCCUUCAUUGACCUGCAGCAAAAGGUCAUGGUCAUCAGAGCCAAAGGGAUGGAGCCUAUAGAGGUGCCUCUUGAGGAAAAUGAACAGGCUCAGGUUUGCCAAAGCAAGGUCUGUGCGGACAGGGUAAAUACUUACAACUGUGGAGAAAAAAUUUCUAGCUGGUUGUCAAGGUUUUUUGGCCGACCAUGUCAAUUGAUCAAACAAAGUUCAGACUUUCAAAGAAGUGCAAAGAUACGGGGCAAAGAUCAGUCUGCUGGUGCAACAGCCACCCUUUCUCUGGUGAACGAAGCACAGUAUUUGCUGAUAAACAGAUCUAGUGUGCUGGAGCUCUGGCAGCAGUUAAACGCCAGUGAUGAGAAUGGAAAGGAGGAAUUAUUCUCAAUGGAAGACCUCAUCUCACGGUUCCGUGCCAAUAUUAUUACCAACGGAACAAGGGCUUUUGAAGAAGAGAAGUGGGAUGAGAUUUCAAUUGGUUCCUUGCAUUUCCAGGUUUCAGGGCCUUGUCACAGAUGCCAGAUAAUUUGCAUCGACCAGCAAACAGGGCAGCGAAACCAAAAUGUUUUCCAAAAACUUUCUGAGAGUCGCGAAAGAAAGGUGAACUUUGGAGUGUACCUGAUGCAUAUGUCUUUAGACUUGUCUUCCCCACAUUUCCUGUCUGUAGGAUCUCAGGUGCUCCCUGUGUUGAAAGAAAAUGCAAAGCACCAUGAUUUACCUGCUUCUGACUAACAUCAAGAUGUUGCCUCCUAAAAAGUUUUUUCAGCAUAAAUUAAAAUUUCUCUUUUACAA
Messenger RNA from Mustela lutreola (European mink), 3703 nucleotides. It is a transcript of the gene MOCOS, whose product is annotated as molybdenum cofactor sulfurase. The transcript has 14 exons. Gene Ontology annotation, biological process: Mo-molybdopterin cofactor biosynthetic process. The record is from RefSeq and is a predicted model, not a curated record. NCBI's taxonomy places the organism in Eukaryota, Metazoa, Chordata, Mammalia, Carnivora, Mustelidae. Gene Ontology annotation, molecular function: pyridoxal phosphate binding; molybdenum ion binding; molybdenum cofactor sulfurtransferase activity. The coding region runs from base 1478 to 3643 and encodes 721 amino acids.